AUGGGCAUUGUCUGCCGGGAGCAAAUGCACACUACUCUCCACCUCCACACCCGCUCUGCCGGCGUUGUAACCAGCAACGUGAUUUCCGCGGCCGACGGUUCGAAACCUCACCGCGCCAUGACGGAGAGCCAGAGAUCAAUGACUCGGACGCGGAGACCUGGCUGGGACUCGCGGUUCCUCACGCUCCGCUCCCUCCGAAUUGGGACCCUCGCUUCUACGCGGGCGUGCCCAGCAGGCACCGUGAAGAUGCGCAGCAACUACCGCGCCGCAGACGCUUCGACCGACGACGACAGAGAUCCACGGAGCACUAUCGGUCUCCUCCUCCUGCGAGAGACAGGCUCCGGGGGGAGAAGAUAUAUGUCGAGCCGCGCGACCGGUACUCGCUCGGCAUGCGGGUGGCGCUUGUCGACGAUCCGUAUCUUCACCUUCGUCAACGACUGGAGGAAGGGGGAGAGCCUGGUUUCCGUCCACCACUGCGCGGGCUCCGCGCAGCAGCAGCGGGCGGUCGAACAGGCCUUCACGUCCGACAUUCGCCGGCAGCAUCCUUUCUUGUAA
Fonsecaea multimorphosa CBS 102226 is the source of this 555-nucleotide messenger RNA. RefSeq lists its product as uncharacterized. NCBI's taxonomy places the organism in Eukaryota, Fungi, Ascomycota, Eurotiomycetes, Chaetothyriales, Herpotrichiellaceae. The record is from RefSeq and is a predicted model, not a curated record. The coding region runs from base 1 to 555 and encodes 184 amino acids. The transcript has a single exon.